AUGGUAAAAACAGCAAAGGCUUUUCAAGAAAAAGUUGAAAUUUCUCAGAUGUUACGAAAAUGGCUAGAGCCACGGCUCGCACCAAAAUUAGAUAAAGGAUUAAGUUGUGAACAGGCCUGGGGAGAAAUAAUCAAAGAAAUAUCAAUAAAUGCAUUAUCAACACUUCCACUGAGUACUUUUGCUACUGCAAUAUCAAAUUUAAAUCAGAUGAAUGUUUCAAAAAAAAUAAGGUUGAUAGAGAAAAUACUCAAUAUAACGCCACAUCCUGAAAAUGCAUCUGGCGAAACAAUUAAUAAGAUCAGUGCAAUUUUAGUUUCAAUAUUAUUACCAAAAAACAAUCCUAAUGGAAUAUCCUCAAGUGAUAUUGAUGUGAAUUUUAUGAAAAUAACAAAAACAAUUUUAAGACAGUCACACGGUGAUUGGAUAGAUGCAAAUGAAGUUCUUUCAAAUUUCUUAAAUAUCUGUUCAGCUAGUUACAAUUUUGAAAAGAAUGUUUAUGUUUUGUAUCCAUUCUUAAAUGAUGUUACAAAAUUUGUAAAAAGUCUAAACAAUAAUCAAAAAACUGGAAUGGAUAAAUUUUUUUCAUGUCUGCAAAGAAUUACUAUUGAAUCAGGAUAUAGAUUAAAUGACUUGAUACAAAUAAAUGUACCUGACAGACAAAAAGAUUUUAGCGAAAGAUUUUUAAAUAACUACAUUCCAAGAUGUGUACCGUUGAUAUUUCACUGCUCAGGAAAGAAUAUAAGUGAUAUGCAAAGGGAUUAUCUAAGACACAAUAAAAAAUCAUUAAAAAGACCUUGCUGGCAUAAUCAACACCAAUUGAUUCUUUUGAUUUUACAAAAGGCGCCGAAUUAUACUAUGUCACAUAACGAGUUGAUUGAUGCAUCAAUUACUUUAGAUGAAAGGUUAAGUGCUGAAACAGGAUUACCAAGAGUUUUUAGUGGUCAGUCACCAAAAAGUUCAGCUAGCUUUUGUUUGGUGAACAAUUCAGAAAAAUAUUUUAAAGAAUUAAAUCUUCCUUACUCAAAAAAUAUAUAUUAUAAAUUAGCAUUCAUACCAAAUGAUAUUGAUGAUGCUAUUAGACAUUAUAAUAAUUGGAUGAGAAAAUUGAUAAAUCAUGAUUGGCCUUUAUGUUUUGGUAAAUUAAAAAAGAAUAAGCAAGGCUCUACAAUAGUAAAUAGUGGGCAUGUCGUUAUGCUUAGUGUAGGAACAACUACACAAUUUCAUUUGAGAUGUCGGCAAUGCGCAGCAGAUACAAAUUGCGAUAUGAAAUUACCAUCAUGUACAAAAUGCAGAACAAAAGGAACUUUAUGUGUCUAUCAGUUACAAACGGUUGAACUAAACAAAAAACAUCAAACCAGAAAAUCAAAAAAUAUUUAUGACAAUAAUGUGAAAUUUGGAAAAUUUACUGUUGCAACAGAUGAGGAGAUUAUUGAAGGAUUAGAUCUGACCAAUGUACCAAAAAGUUUGGCUGACGUUGUUGAAAUUAAAAAGUCCACGAUUCGAAAUGCAGGCAAUGGAUUAUUUGCCAAAAUAAAUCUUCCGAUUGCAACACCUUUAGGAUUUUAUUUUGGCGUUCCAAUGAGUGAAGAUGAGUUUGAUCAAAAUAAAGAUAAAGUAGGCAGGUCAUCACAUUAUUCAAUGAGAUAUAAGGAUAUGAUACUCGAUGCAACUGAUGAUAAUGGACAGCCAUUCACUGAUCCAAAAGGAAAGAUUCAUUGUCCUUUUCAUUUUAUGAAUGAAGAUCCAUUUGGUAAUAUAGUAUUUCUUGAAGGAAGUACUGUCAACCAAGUUAUAUGUUGGACAAAACGUGAUAUUAAAAAAGGAGAAGAACUGUUUGUUUAUUAUGGCCGUGAUGUUGAUAGAGAACAUUGGGGUCGGGCUGUAAAAAAUGGUGAUGGAAGUGAAAAUAAUUUUGAUAAUGAGAAGGACGACGA
Messenger RNA from Entrophospora sp. SA101, 1934 nucleotides. The record is from the annotation of a GenBank genome assembly. NCBI's taxonomy places the organism in Eukaryota, Fungi, Glomeromycota, Glomeromycetes, Entrophosporales, Entrophosporaceae.